This is a messenger RNA of Bactrocera dorsalis (oriental fruit fly), 1059 nucleotides long. Its product is annotated as loricrin. Bases 149 to 670 code for a protein of 173 amino acids. Lineage: Eukaryota; Metazoa; Arthropoda; Insecta; Diptera; Tephritidae. The transcript is spliced from 2 exons. The record is from RefSeq and is a predicted model, not a curated record.
UUGCAUGUCGCAUGUCGCACGCUCGGCGCUGCUGCGCGGCCAACUUAACGUGGUUUUCGCAUAUAAAGCCGUUCGUUGCAACGGUUAGAGCAUCAGUUGUUGAUUGACUCUCUCGACUUACAUAGCUCUUAAACAUAGAGACAACAACAUGAAGGUAUUUGUGUGUUUAUUGGCGGUUUGCGCCAUUGCGAAUGCAGGCAUUAUUGGCGGCGGCGGCGGUGGUUGGUCCAGCGGCGGAGGCGGUGGUGGCGGCUGGUCUAGCGGCGGCGGCGGCGGUGGCGGCGGCAGUGUCAAGAUUGUGAAGAUCAUUGAUGCUGGUUCCGGCGGCCAUGGUGGCGGCGGCGGCGGUGGUGGUUGGUCAAGUGGUGGAGGCGGCGGUGGCGGCUGGUCCGGUGGUGGCGGCGGCGGCGGUGCCGAUGUCAAGAUCAUCAAAGUCAUCUCACAUGGCGGUGGUGGCGGCGGCGGCGGCGGUGGCGGUUGGUCUAGCGGUGGUGGUGGUGGCGGUUGGUCCAGCGGCGGCGGCGGUGGCGGCUGGUCUAGCGGUGGUGGUGGCGGCGGCGGCUCCGUCAAGAUCAUUAAGGUCAUCUCAGAAGGAGGUAGCGGUGGCGGCGGCGGCGGUUGGUCCAGCGGUGGCGGCGGUGGUUGGUCUAGCGGUGGUGGUGGUUGGUAAAUUGCCAAUCAACACAGCGAAAAAGCUAACCUCCUUGUGAUAUGCAUCAAGCCAAUAGUGUUCAAAUUCAUCGUAAACUUUACAACAAAAUUUUGCAAUUCUCGUUGCAAUACAUGCCCUGCCAUAAACAUACCUAAUCAUCCACCAUCUGGCAGCAACAUAAAAAUCAUCAAAGCACAGCUAUACAGACCGUUUUGAAAAUCUUCAACGCUGAAUUGUAUUGCCAAGAGUCACCGUCUACUAGUAUGUCUUUUUAAAAUACUCAUAUGUGACUUGAUGAAUCUACCGACCUCUUACUACAUAUUUACAUCUGUACAUACAACUUUUGUACAUAAAUCCACUAUUUUUUUAGCAAAAAAUAAAGUAAACAAAAAAUUACAAUAUAGUUA